Messenger RNA from Rotaria socialis, 351 nucleotides. The record is from the annotation of a GenBank genome assembly. NCBI's taxonomy places the organism in Eukaryota, Metazoa, Rotifera, Eurotatoria, Philodinida, Philodinidae.
AUGACCAACAAAACAUGUCACAAAUGGACAAAUAUUUUAGUAAACAAAUAUUUUGAUGAAUUCACAAUUGAAGAGAGAGGUGGAAAGAGAGGUGAUUCGUUUUGUGAUUGUUAUCCAGAUCUAGAAUUAGAAGCAAAGCAAUUUGUUUUUGAACAAUGUUCAAAAAUAGAAGCAACAUUUACAGCCGGAACUUUGGCAAUAUUCAUUGAUAAUCGUUUUUAUGAAUUAAAUAAUCUGAAGAAAGUCGAUCAACGAUUAGUCAGAUCAGUCAAAAGUUGUAAAUUAGAUUUACGUCAAUUUGGUGCAAAAUUCACAGUAAAUUCAAGUCAGCCCAUAUUUUCUUGGACAUGA